Molecule: messenger RNA, 702 nt
Organism: Chironomus riparius
Lineage: Eukaryota; Metazoa; Arthropoda; Insecta; Diptera; Chironomidae
Source: the annotation of a GenBank genome assembly
GCUGCUCAUCUCAAUUAAAAACAAUUUUUUUUCAUGAAGCUAAAAUUAAAACUUUAAAAUAUUGUUGCUAAGAAUAGCAUGAAUAUUAAGCGUUGCAUUGCUUGGAAAAUUGUCAACAUGAGAAAUAUUUAAAGCGAUAAGAAAACAAAAUAAGUACAUCGAGCAGUGAAUUGAUUUUGGACGUUCGAACAAGUGACUUUCCAUGGAAGAUGCUCUCAAAUCAUCUUCUUCUAUUCGUGCUCCUUGUGUGCUCGUUGAAACCUGUUGUCACACUUGAAGAAGAUUGUGUUGAUUAUUUUGGAAACAUGGUGUCACAUGGCAACCUUUAUAUUCCUGGACCUAGUCUAUGCUCGUCAUGUGUCUGUUAUCAUUCAAAAUCACUUUGGUGUCGCAGUAUUUUUUGUGAGCCUCCCUAUUAUUGCAAAAAAUUCCGAAUCGGAGAGAGAUGCUGCGAAUAUGAAUGUCUUGAUUCCAAAGAAGAAAUAGCCGCUGAAAAAGAAAGACUUAGAAAACGCCGAAGAUUCCUUGGAAUAUACUUUGAAGCUAGUGAUGAUGCCGCAUUAGCCAAACCACACAUGACUCAUCUAUUAAUUAGCAUGGCAAUUGUAUUAAAAGCAAUUUAAAAUGAAACUUUAUAAGCAAUUAUGUCGUGUUGUAAAAGAAUUCUACAUAUUAAUUAUUGUUGUAAUAAAGCAAUGUUAA